AUGUAUCGGCAGGUGCGGGUGCAUCCGAGCGAUACACCGUACCAGCGAAUCUUCUGGAGGAAGGACCCGAACGAGCGCUUGCGAGUGCUUGAGCUGAACACCGUUACCUACGGAACGGCAAGCGCCCCGUUCCUCGCAACGCGGUGUCUGGUGGAGCAGGCGGAGUCGGCGAAAGGCCGGUUCCCAGCAGCCGCCAAGAUCGUGAUCGAGGACAUGUAUGUCGACGACAUGCUGUCCGGCGCCAGCAACGAGAAGGAAGCAGUGAAACUUGUGCUGGAAGUGAAGAAAAUCCUGGAAGAGGGAGGUUUCCCAGUGAAGAAGUUGUGCUCUAACUCAGAGCAAGUGCUAAAGUGUGUGCCUGAAGAAGAUCGGGAGAAGCCGAAACCGAUCGAAGAAUAUAGUGCGAACGAAGCCAUCAAGGCUCUGGGUGUCCUGUGGGACCCACGCGAGGAUGAGUUUCGUUUUGUGAACUGUUUGGAAGAGUGCGACGACAAACCCGUCUCGAAGACGAAAGUGCUUUCGGACAUCCUGAAAGUGUUUGACCCACUUGGCUUCGUAGCCCCAGUCAUCGUGCUGGCCAAAGUGUUCAUGCAGAAGUUGUGGGCCAGCAAGAUGAACUGGGCUACCGAACUAAACGAAGAGCUUCUGUGUGAGUGGUUCGAGAUUCGAGAGUCUCUAACAGCGCUGAACGAUAUUCGUGUGCCGCGAUGCGUCGUGGUGCCCAACACGGUUCUGUACGAGCUGCACGGGUUCGCUGACGCGUCGACCGUUGCCUACGGGGCCAACGUCUAUCUGCGGUGCGUCCGCGGGAAUGGGUCGGCCGAGGCCAACCUGUUGUGCGCGAAAUCCCGAGUGGCUCCGCUGAAGAAGCUGUCCGUGCCGAACCUGGAGCUGUGUGCAGCGCUGUUGCUUGCGCGGCUCGUCGUGAAGGUCAUCGAAACGCUGGAUCUGGAGCUGUCGGCUAUCGAGCUGUACUCGGACAGCCAGAUUGUGCUCGCAUGGCUGAAGAAGGAUCCGAAUCUCCUGGAGACCUUCGUGCGCAACCGCGUCAUCCAGAUCCUCAACCUCACAGGUAAGUUCCGAUGGAAUUACGUGAGGUCAGCCGAUAAUCCGGCAGACAUCGUCUCUCGUGGGAUGAGACCCACACUCUUGAGUCGGUGUCCGAAGUGGUGGAAGGGGCUUCUACCGCUGACGAGCGCUGCCUACGUUCCUGAAGAACCCCCCGAACUCGAGGACGACGAGCUGCCAGGGCUGGUAGCCAUCGUCUACAAAGUCACCGUCGUCGAGGAGAUGCCGGUGUUCAAACGGUUCGGCGAGUUCCGGAAACUCCAGCGCGUGAUCUGCUACGUGCGCAGAUUCGUCCAGAACUGCAGGAACAAGAAGUCUGGACAACCAAGGACAACGUGCGCCUACGUGACAGUUCCUGAAACAAGAGCGGCGUUAAAGUCCAUCAUCUGGUCGAUUCAAAUGGCAGCCUUACCAGAUGAGUUUUAUCUAGCGAAGACCGAACAAACAUCCAGCCAGCUUGCGAGCCUGGCACCAAUCGUCGACGAGGACGGUCUGCUGAGAGUCGGCGGACGUCUGGAACAUUCGAGCCUCCCGUACGAGGCCAAGCAUCCCGUGAUCCUGCCCCGUCAUCACGUGACUACGUUGCUGGUUCGAGCGCUGCAUGUGGAGAACCUGCAUGUCGGCCCCUCCGGACUCCUGGCCAUCGUUCGACAGCAGUACUGGCCGCUGAAAGCGCGCAACGUAGUGCGCGACGUGACCCGCAAGUGCCUGCAGUGCUUCAAGGCCAACCCACGCAGGAUUGAACAGUUCAUGGGACAGCUUCCGGCGGAACGAGUGAACGUUGCCGCCCCCUUCGAGUACACCGGCGUGGACUACGCUGGACCUGUAACGGUGAAACAAGGCAAGUACAGACCCAAACUUACCAAAGCCUACAUCGCCGUGUUCGUUUGUCUGGUCACCAAGAACAUCCACCUGGAAUUGGUGUCAGACUUGACAACAGAGGCCUUCUUGGCCGCCCUGGAUCGCUUCGUCAACCGACGAGGCAUGGUGCGCAAGAUCUUUUCCGACAACGCGACGAAUUUCGUCGGGGCGUCACGAUCUUUGCGCGAAAUGCACGAGCUCUUCAAGCAGGACCUUCUGAAGCGCGGAAUCCAGGAUUUGCUCGUGCCCAAGGCCAUCGAGUGGAGCUUCAUCCCGCCCAGGGCUCCCAACUUUGGCGGAUUGUGGGAGGCGGGCGUGAAGAGCGUCAAGACACACCUGAAACGAACGCUGCAGAACGCGGUGCUUACCUUCGAAGAAUUUGCUACCAUCUUGACGCAUGUUGAAGCGGUCUUGAACUCUCGGCCGCUCUUCAGCUUGUCGGACAGCCCCGGAGAUCCUCUUCCGAUAACUCCGGCGCAUCUUCAACUCGGCAGGCCGCUGCGUCCUGUCGCCAAGCCCUCCCGCAGCGGUGUCGCAGACAACCGUCUGAACCGCUGGGAAUACCUGGACAAGCUUCGUGAGUGCUUCUGGGGCCGCUGGUCCAGAGAGUACUUAACGAGUCUGCAGAAUCGUGCGAAGUGGACCAAGAAAUCGCACAACCUGCAGCCCAGAAUGCUGGUCCUUCUCGUCGAGGACAACCUUCCGUCGCAGACCUGGAAGGUCGGCAUCAUCGUCGAGACUUACCCCGGAAUGGACGCGCUGGUGCGUGUCGUGGACGUGAAGACCGGUUCUGGAGCGGUCUUCAAACGGUCGGUUUCCAAACUGGCACCCUUGCCGACCGUGGACAACGACCGUCUUCUGGAGCGCUUCGGUACUUCGGAGUAG
This is a messenger RNA of Culex quinquefasciatus (southern house mosquito), 2814 nucleotides long. RefSeq lists its product as uncharacterized. Gene Ontology annotation, biological process: DNA integration. The coding region runs from base 1 to 2814 and encodes 937 amino acids. The record is from RefSeq and is a predicted model, not a curated record. The transcript has a single exon. Gene Ontology annotation, molecular function: nucleic acid binding. Lineage: Eukaryota; Metazoa; Arthropoda; Insecta; Diptera; Culicidae.